AUGGGCGCCUUGUCCUGCGAGGCUUCAUGCGGUGCCUCGCCUGUUCGCUCUUUCUGUCACCUUUCAAACGGGCGCUGAGACAUUGGAGUCUCAUAGGUAAGACAACAAACAGCAAAAGCAGCUUGAGUGCAAACAACACAGAGGAACAGCAUGUUCUCUCACCUUUGGCAGCGCGCUCUCAGCCCCUUUGCCUCUCCAAGUGAGAUUGACAGUGUAUCAUCCUUCCCAUCCUUCCCACUUCAGAUUUUUGAAAUGGCAGUCGACUGCCCUCGGUUUUCGUACACUAAACCAAGACGUCUUCCGAAGAAAAGGUGCCGCCCAUCGAAUGCCGCGUUUCGCGCUGCUGCAGCGCAACUCGAUCUUGUCAACCGCAAAGCAGGAGGUAUUUGCGUACCAGCAAUCGUGGAUCUAUUGAGUGAUGGAGAGGUCAAGCCUGAAAUAGAGUAUGAGCAGGUGGAAUAUGCAGUGCAGAAGGCUCUGGCUAAAGAACAUAGUCUCCCGAGUGCAAAUACGUUCGAACGCAAGACCAUGGUACAUACUAGCAAUAUCAAUCCAGCAGCCUCGCAACGAAAGCGACGCUUCAUCGUGGACUCGGAUGAUGAGGACGGCAGUAAGUACCUCAUUUUGCAUUGUAGCACCCUCAUUCACCCUGCUCAGCAUCUCCAGCGCCUUCCUCGCCCUCUAGCGGAAGGGAUCCCCAAAGAGAACGAGCCAUUCGUUCCGUUAGUCGCGACACGAAGCGACUAAGAGACAGCUUCCUAUCUGACUCCGACCAUGCCAUUAACCAACCAGUCAGAAAGGCGAAGAGGCCGUGACAAGACUUAUCG
This is a messenger RNA of Alternaria rosae, 827 nucleotides long. RefSeq lists its product as uncharacterized. The coding region runs from base 151 to 747 and encodes 198 amino acids. Lineage: Eukaryota; Fungi; Ascomycota; Dothideomycetes; Pleosporales; Pleosporaceae. The record is from RefSeq and is a predicted model, not a curated record. The transcript has 2 exons.